UGUCAAGUAACCAGAACCCAGUAACGUCUCUUUUACAUCGUUCAUGAGUAACAGUGCAAAAUGCAACUCAUUUUUUAUAGUCGAAUUUCUAGUUGGUCAAGCAAUAAAGUCCACCAAAUCUUUGUGUAAAUUGUAAAAACACCCCCAGAAUUUUACGGCUUAAGCGUACUGUUAAACUCAGUAUUUCAAUACUCGCUGCAGUUUUUCCAAUCAAACAUUUUAUCAAAAGAAAAGAAAGAGAAAACAAACAAAUCGAAAAUGAACCGUGGGUCACAAGAAAGCCUCAAUUCUCAAGAAAAACAACCGCUUCUCCAACAAUCGUCUCCAGAACGCACAGCAGUGACAGAACCUUUGGUUUGCUUCAGCAUUAAUGUUCUAGAAACAGGAGAAGAAGAGAUCAUUGGUGAAGUAGAGGAUUUUGAAGCUACAUGUCAAAGCAACAUUGGCGAUGAAGCCAAAUAUCACAAUGAAACUUCAGAACAAAAACUAUUACCUCUAGAACCCCCUCAAGCACACAGACCGAUUUCAAAUUGUGAAACGAUGGUUCAUCUACUAAAAGGAAAUAUAGGCACAGGGAUUUUUGCCAUGCCAGAUGCAUUCAAAAAUGCUGGUUUGGUGGUUGGUUCAAUUGGGAUACCUCUCAUGGCUGUCAUAUGUGUCCACUGCAUGCACAUCUUGGUAAAAUGUGCAGCAGUCAUGAAAAGAAGGAAAGGUGAUCACUUCAUGGACUAUGCAGAUGUAGUAGAAACUGCUUGUCAAACAGGGCCAGCCAAGCUUGUCCCAUACAGUAAUUUUGGCAGGAAGCUGAUCAAUCUUUUCCUGUGUAUUACACAAUUUGGCUUUUGCUGUGUGUACAUUGUUUUUGCAGCCACCAAUUUCGAACAGGUUGUUGCCCACUAUUUUCCAAGUGCCGCACUGGAUAUUCGAUCUUACAUGGCUAUUAUGAUGGUUUUUUUGAUCCCACUCUGCUGGAUUCGUAAAUUAAAAUACCUCUCGCCCGUUUCCCUCCUUGCAAACAUUCUACAAACAAGUAGCCUCGUCCUCAUCUUCUACUACAUUCUUCAAGAUUUACCCAACGUCUCAUCGCGGCCUGCAUUUGGAUCGUGGAAAACCCUCCCCCUAUAUUUUGGCACAGCGGUGUUCGCGUUUGAGGGAAUAUCGCUAGUGUUGCCAUUACAAAAAGACAUGAGGACGCCAAAACAAUUCGAGGGACUAACAGGAGUUUUGAAUACCGGAAUGGUUACAGUAUCAGUACUCUAUUUUGCAGUUGGAUUUUACGGCUAUCUCAAAUACGGUGAAGUCGUCAAAGGAUCCAUUACCCUCAAUCUUCCAUCAGAAGACUUAUUGGCACAAUUGGUAAAACUGAUGAUGGUGUUGGCCAUUCUCGGAAGUUAUGCAGUACAGUUUUACGUCCCAAUGGAAAUCAUUUGGCCAAGCCUAUCUACGUAUUUCCAAAAUGGUCCAUACCAACUGAUUGCCGAGUACACAUUCAGGACCGUUUUAGUCUUAGUAACUUUAUGCCUAGCGGCUGCCAUUCCAAAACUGGAUCUCUUCAUUUCGUUGGUGGGAGCAUUUAGCAGUUCGUUUUUGGCUCUAGUAUUCCCCCCCGUUCUGGAACUAAUCACCUAUUGGCCGAAUGUGGGACGUUGGACAAUGGCCAAAAACGCUUUAAUCAUUGUCUUCGGUAUUAUCGGAUUUUUAGCUGGGACGUAUGCCAGUGUCGAGUCUUUGGUAGAUGCUUUCUCCACAUAAUUUAGACUCCUGGCGCUCCUUUCUAUCUCAUUCUCGGUGUCCUAAUUGCCUUGUUGUAUCCUUCCUCAAUGUGCUUAGCAUGACUUUUAGACGCGUCCGGCCCUUUUAACUGCCUCGAUUUGAUCAGUGAAAGCGGUUUGUAUAUCCAUAUCAAUAAAUAUCGUCGGUGGUA
Molecule: messenger RNA, 1924 nt
Organism: Daphnia magna
Lineage: Eukaryota; Metazoa; Arthropoda; Branchiopoda; Diplostraca; Daphniidae
Product: proton-coupled amino acid transporter 1
Exons: 12
Coding region: 259-1752 (497 amino acids)
Biological process (GO): amino acid transmembrane transport
Cellular component (GO): vacuolar membrane
Molecular function (GO): amino acid transmembrane transporter activity
Source: RefSeq, a predicted model, not a curated record